UGUGAGUUGUGAGCGGUGGCGGGGAGGAAGAGGAGGGCUUGCACUUUGUCACUUGUGGUGUCCAGGGACCGGUGUUCAGUUUUCUAUGGCUGCGUCUUUAUUUCUGGCCCAAAGCUCCUUGCGGCUCCCGUUUCCUAGAGCAUUUAGAACCGGUAAAUGGUGUCACGUUCCAGCGCCUGGUAUGCACACAACAGCAGCACGUAGUCAAGUCAAUCAGCAAGACUUUGAAAAGGCACAGAAUGACUUGAAGACUCUGAAAAAGGACCCUGGCAAUGACAUAAAAUUGAAACUGUAUGCACUGUUUAAGCAGGCAACACAAGGGUCUUGCAGUACUCCUAAGCCUGGCAUGCUGGACUUUGUGAAUAAGGCAAAGUGGGAUGCAUGGAAGUCACUUGAAAGUUUAUCAAAGGAUGAAGCCAGAAAAUCCUAUGUAGAACUUGUUAGCAGUUUGAUCUCUUCUGAAGCUCCUGUAAAAGAUUCUGCAUCAUUGAGCAGCGGUCAGAAAUAUGAUACUUUACAAGUUGUUAAUAAAGAUAAUAUCACAACGAUAUUCCUAAACAGACCAGAAAAGAAAAAUGCCAUCACGUUACAGAUGUACAAGGAAGUCGGUCUGGCUUUAGAUGAAGCUGCCAACGAUGACUCUGUUAUUACUGUAUUGAGCGGGUAUGGUGAUUACUUUUGCAGUGGUAAUGACUUGAAUAAUUUUACGAAUAUUCCACCUGAAGGGAAAGAGAAAAUGGCGAGUGAUUCUGCAGUAAUUUUAGAGACUUUCGUCAGCAAAUUUAUUGAUUUUCCUAAGCCUCUCAUUGCUGUUGUAAAUGGACCUGCAGUCGGUAUCUCAGUGACUAUUUUGGGAUUGUUUGACAUUGUCUACACCACAGACAGGGCCACUUUUCAUACUCCGUUCAGCCAGCUAGGACAAAGCCCUGAGGGUUGUUCCUCCUAUACAUUCCCACGUAUUAUGGGCCUUAGUAAGGCUGUAGAAGUACUUCUUUUUAACAAGUUGCUGACAGCACAUGAAGCUUGCAAGCUUGGACUGGUUACUGAAGUUUUUCCUGAUAGUACUUUCCAGAAGGAGGUUUGGGAGAGACUAAAGGCUUAUGGUGAAUUACCCAAAAAUUCCUUGGCUUUCUCCAAGCAGCUGAUUCGGAAUACUGAAAAGGAAAAGCUACAUGCCGUUAAUGUUCAAGAGUGUGAACGACUCAAGGAACGCUGGGUAUCAGAAGAGUGCAUGAAUGCAAUUAUUAGUUUCUUCCAAAAGAAAGCAAAGUUGUGAUAAUAAAAUAUCUAUGGUCACUUUAUCAAACAUGAUUUUUUUUUUUUUUUUUUUUUUUUUUUUUUUUUUGCUCAGUUACUUUUAUU
Molecule: messenger RNA, 1362 nt
Organism: Bufo gargarizans (Asiatic toad)
Lineage: Eukaryota; Metazoa; Chordata; Amphibia; Anura; Bufonidae
Product: enoyl-CoA delta isomerase 2-like
Exons: 10
Coding region: 86-1276 (396 amino acids)
Molecular function (GO): fatty-acyl-CoA binding
Source: RefSeq, a predicted model, not a curated record